AUGUGGUACCCUUCAAGGAGGAAAGCAAAUGUUGUGCACUGCCAGGGGGGAGGGAAUGUGAUCAAAUCCUCAGGCUUGUCUUCUGUGUUGACAGAAAGAUCAUCAUUGGUUGGCACAGAUCAUGCAGCUGCAACUCUAAUGGAUGCAGGAAGCUUGGUCUUGUCACAAAAUGGGAAAAGUCAGGCAGAGAUUGUAGUGAAGGAUUUGGUACCUUAUGGUGGACCAACAACAUUGAUAGGGUUGGAAGAUGGAAUAGGCAUUGUCAAAUUUCUGAGAGGGAAAAAGUUUUUCAUUACUGGGGCAACUGGUUUUCUAGCCAAAGUUUUUAUUGAGAAGAUUCUAAGGACAGAACCAGAUGUGGGAAAAAUGUACCUUCUGAUCAAGGCAAAGAAUAAGCAAGCUGCUAUGGAUAGAUUGAAAAAUGAAAUCAUAAAUACAGACCUUUUCAGAUGCCUUCAACAAAUCCAUGGAAAAUCGUACCACGCCUUUAUGUUGAGCAAGCUAGUUCCUGUUGUAGGAAAUAUGUGUGAACACAAUCUAGGACUAGAUGAAGAUAUAUCGAAUGUUAUUGAAGAGGAGGUAGACGUCAUUGUAAAUUCUGCUGCUAAUACAACAUUUGAUGAAAGAUAUGACACUGCUAUCAACAUAAACACCAUAGGGCCAUGCCGUCUCAUGAACAUUGCCAAAAAGUGCAAGAAGCUUAAGCUCUUUCUUCAUGUUUCAACAGCAUAUGUCAAUGGACAAAGGCAAGGUAAGAUCAUGGAAAGACCAUUUAGCAUUGGAGAGUGCAUAGCAAAAGAAAAAUCCAUAUCUGAAAUUUCACCAAAAUACCUUCCCACAUUGGACAUUGAAGGAGAAAUAAAUCUGGUUUCAAAUUACAAAGGGGACAAUGAAGACAGCUUACAAGCUCAGAAGAUGAAGGAGAUUGGUCUAGAGAGGGCCAGAAGAUAUGGGUGGCAGGAUACUUAUGUGUUCACAAAGGCAAUGGGAGAAAUGAUGAUUGACAAAUUAAGAGGGGAUAUUCCAGUUGUUGUAAUGCGACCAAGUGUCAUUGAGAGCACUUGCAGUGAACCAUUUCCUGGGUGGAUGGAAGGAAAUAGGAUGAUGGAUCCAAUAGUUCUCUGCUAUGGGAAAGGACAGCUAACAGGUUUCUUGGUAGAUCCAAAUGGAGUACUCGAUGUGGUCCCAGCUGACAUGGUUGUGAAUGCAACCUUAGCAGCAAUGGCAAGGCACGGAGUGACCCAAAAGUCAGAUAUCAAUGUGUACCAAAUUGCUUCAUCAGUGGUGAACCCUCUAGUCUUCCAAGACCUGGCAAAGCUUCUCUAUGAACAUUACAGUUCCUCACCAUGUAUUGAUGCAAAGGGUAGACCAAUUCAAGUCCCACUGAUGAAGUUGUUUAGCUCCACAGAAGAAUUCUCUGGUCACCUGUGGAGAGAUGCAAUCCAGAAAAGAGGCCUCACAGCUAUGGCCUCCUCAGAAGGGAAGAUGACUCAAAAACUUGAAAACAUAUGCAGAAAAUCAGUGGAGCAAGCAAAGUAUUUGGCCAACAUUUAUGAACCAUACACAUUUUAUGGUGGAAGGUUUGAUAACAGUAACACACAAAGAUUGAUGGAAAGCAUGUCUGAAGAAGAAAAGAGGGAAUUUGGCUUUGAUGUAAAAAGCAUUGAUUGGAAAGACUAUAUCACCAAUGUCCAUAUACCUGGCCUUAGGAGACAUGUCAUGAAGGGAAGAGGAAUGAGUAGCCAGUAA
This is a messenger RNA of Sphenostylis stenocarpa, 1749 nucleotides long. NCBI's taxonomy places the organism in Eukaryota, Viridiplantae, Streptophyta, Magnoliopsida, Fabales, Fabaceae. The record is from the annotation of a GenBank genome assembly.